UCUCUCCCCCUCAUCAUUAUCUUCCCCUAUAAGUCUCCAGCCCUACUCUCCCAUUUUCACAGAUAAUUAUACUCGUAUCACUAAAAUCUCAGCGAAAUGACUUCAUCGGAGCCGUGGAAUUACAGGCCGGUCUUCACCGAUUCAUGGCUCUCCGAAGCUUUCGCGCGUGACACCGAUACGCUCACCAACGCUCUUCAGAAAACGUUUUAUAAUGAUAAUGUUAAUGUUAAUGAUUGUGUUAAUGAUCCGUUUUAUCCGCUGUUUGAUAUGGUCAAACCGGAGUCAACUUCGACCAUGCCGACUCCGAGUGUGUCCGGGUCGGAGCCGGAUACGCCGGUGCCGAAGCGGCGGGGGAACGGGGUGGCAAAUGGGAAGAUAACGAAGCGGAAGUCUCGCGCGUCGAAGAAGAAUACGACGACGUUUAUUACGGCGGAUCCUUCGAAUUUCAGGCAAAUGGUGCAGCAGGUGACCGGGGUGAAGUUCGGGAACGCGCAGGUGCCGGUUGCGUCGGUGUUGAAACCGGAGCCGCAGAGGAUGGUGAACCGGUUCCAGGGGUGCUUGCCUACGCUGGACACGUCAGCGUUUUUGCUUGAUCAUCACGUGGCGGCGGCGAAUGCGCCGGUGAUGAGUCAGCAGCCGACGAUGGGGUAUGGUACGGCGGGUGUGGCGGCGGAAGGCGGCGGAGCGGGGUUCGAUUUCGAGUCGUUCUCUGGGUUUCCGACACUUGAGUCAUGGAAAGUAAUGUAAUAAGAGGAACUAAUUGCUGUAUUAAGAUUAAAUUAACCUUUUUAAUGUUGGGGGUUUUAGAUGGUUCUUUAAUUCCUGAUAUGUCUUACUAGUAAAUUUGAUGUUUUUACUGAUGGUAAAAAAAGAAGAGGGGUGGUAUGUUAAUAGUUGGGGAAGGAAGGGCGUGUUUGGUGAGAACACUUUUUUGGGUAUUCAGAUAGAGAAGAUCUUUUUGUGUUCUUUCUUGUGGAGGUGUUAUGUAAUUCAGCUGAUUUUGUAUUCAAUGUACUGCCUUCAUUUGGAUUAAUCAAAACUUCAAUUCAGUCAUUAA
This is a messenger RNA of Daucus carota subsp. sativus, 1057 nucleotides long. RefSeq names its product calmodulin-binding protein 25. Gene Ontology annotation, biological process: response to osmotic stress. Gene Ontology annotation, molecular function: calmodulin binding. The record is from RefSeq and is a predicted model, not a curated record. The transcript has a single exon. Gene Ontology annotation, cellular component: nucleus. Lineage: Eukaryota; Viridiplantae; Streptophyta; Magnoliopsida; Apiales; Apiaceae. Bases 97 to 747 code for a protein of 216 amino acids.